This is a messenger RNA of Ceratina calcarata, 3702 nucleotides long. Its product is annotated as ubiquitin carboxyl-terminal hydrolase 31. The coding region runs from base 180 to 2981 and encodes 933 amino acids. Gene Ontology annotation, molecular function: cysteine-type deubiquitinase activity. Gene Ontology annotation, biological process: protein deubiquitination. The record is from RefSeq and is a predicted model, not a curated record. The transcript has 4 exons. Lineage: Eukaryota; Metazoa; Arthropoda; Insecta; Hymenoptera; Apidae.
GAAGCCCGUGAUAAAGGCAAAUGGCCGCCGCAGUGUACGAGAGCGGGUUACGCGUGUGACGUUUUUCCGCGACAGUUUCCGACGUACAGCAUGUAAAAGACGUACGAGUCGAUCGUCCAACGGGAAAGCGUGAUGUGAACGGCAAGCGGAAGCUUGAACGGUGUCUCCGUGGCCGGGCGAUGGACGGUGAGAAGGUUAGUGCGGUGAUGAAAUCGGUGUCGGAGGGUGAGCUGGGCGUGGAAGAGGUUAAAUUGACGGAAUCGAGAAUACAGGGGGAUUCUACGUCCCGUUUGAAGCGUACGUUCACAUUGCCGAGGAAUCCGUUCAAAAGUGCUAGCGGUAGAAUGUCGCGGCGGCGACCAAAACAGAAUCGCGACUCGAAAGACAACGGUAAUUCGGCGAGCACCAAAGACAGAAACAAUAUGCAGCAUCAGCAGCAAGUGGAGAGCAUGCAGCAGCAGAACAUGGGACGAUUACAGAACAGUCAUAGUUAUUCGGACAGGCCGGGUGUGAAGAAAGUGUUUCGUAGACCGUCCUGGAAGAAGUUCAUCAACAAAAUGGUCCAGCACAUGUCUAACGUGGGCACGCAGAAUCACAAAACUUCUCAUAGGGACGAUCUUGGAUCGAGUGCCGGAGAUAUAAGGGUUCCACCACCUAGACCAGCGCAUAUACCGCCUGACAGAGUACCAGGGGUCAUAGGUUUGCGCAAUCACGGUAACACGUGUUUCAUGAACGCCGUGUUACAGUGCUUGUCGCACACGGAUAUACUCGCGGAGUAUUUCGUUCUGGACCAGUACAAGAUCGAUCUAUCGAGGAGGAACAAAUUGAAUUCAAAGAAGUAUGGAACGAAGGGUGAGAUCACUGAACAGUUGGCCCUUUUGUUAAAAGCUAUCUGGAGCUGCCAGUAUGACCCCGAGAUGAGCACAGCGUUCAAGAGCGUCGUCGACAAAUACGGAAGUCAGUACCGCGGUAAUUUGCAGCACGACGCUCAGGAAUUCUUACUUUGGUUACUGGACAAAGUGCACGAAGACUUGAAUCAAGCAACCAAAAAGAAAUACAAGAUUAUCAAGAAUUCCUUCGGCAGGCCUGAUGAUAUCGUCGCGGCGGAAACGCUGGCGAAUCACGUCCGCUGCAAUAAUUCGUUCGUGCACGCGGUGUUCCAAGCCCAGUUUCGGUCUAGUCUCACGUGUCCGAGGUGUCACCGACAGUCGAACACGUUCGAUCCUUUCCUCUGCGUGUCGGUGCCUGUCCCGCAGCAUCACCGCCAGAUGAACCUUUUCGUGAACGUCCUCUACACGUCGCAGCAACCGCGGCAAGUGAAGAUCGGCGUAAGCGUUAAUCAAACGGCCAAUGUGAGGGAACUCAGAGAGAUUCUGGCCAGCGACACUGGCAUCGAUGAGAAUCAUAUGUUACUCACAGAAAUCCACGACGAAGGAUUUCACAGAACUUUUUCCGAUUGCCAACCCCUAUCUGUGAUCACGGAAAACGAUCCACUCUAUUGCAUAGAACUGCCACAACUGAAGGAACCCACGGAGCAGGCGUACAUCCUGCUCGUGUGGAUCAACGUCCUCGUGAAAGGGGACUUGAGACAACGUUUCGGCAGCCCCUACACUAUGCAAGUGUCUAGGGAAACGUCGUACGAGGACUUGCAGAAGCUUCUGUUAAAGGAGAUGCAUAGCGUUUUAGCCGAUGACGUUCUUACGUCGAGUCAAACUCCUGGCCUGUUUAACAUUAGAGUGGCGGAUCCUGCUGCUACGCCUAUUCAGGACGAGCAUCCUUGUAUAGAUCCCUGUGUGGAGCAUCCACUUUACACGGAACAGAUCGAACAAGCGCUGGCUCUCUGCGCCGAUGACUCCGGUCCUCAACAUGUGAAAUUAAUCUUGGAGUGGGACGAAGCCGCUAAAAGUAACAUCAUUCAGGAUGACAGUGAUCAAAUCGAAGAACAUGCCAGUGUGAAGCAGUUAAAGACUAAUUCGGAACUCGGUGGUGCCGUCACUCUGGAAGAAUGUUUUGACUUGUACACGAGAGCCGAGAUAUUAGGCGCGGAAGACGCUUGGCAUUGUCCGUAUUGUAAUAAAAAACAAGAAGUAGUGAAGAAGUUAGGCCUAUGGUCUUUGCCAGAUAUCUUGGUCAUUCACCUAAAAAGAUUUCGACAGCAAUCGAAGCAAAGAUCCACAUCGAAGUUGACUAUGUUAGUUGAUUUUCCAUUGUACGGUUUCGAUAUGACUCCUCAUCUCGCUCACAACGGUGUUCAGGCGCAUAAUAACGUUGGUAGUUUAGGCGGUUUGGGCUGGUCGCCUUGGAAGAAGCCCAGGCCUCGACAGCAGAAUAUCCCGAAGUACGACGAAAACGUCUACGACCUUUACGCGAUCUGUAAUCACCACGGUCAGGAUUUGCAAGGUGGUCAUUACACCGCGUUCUGUCGGAACCCGUACGAUACUCAGUGGUACUGUUUCGAUGACACUCGAGUGGAGGCCGUGAACGAUACCAAUUUAAUAACGAACGCGGCAUACAUGUUGUUCUAUCAACGGCGGGGUUUAACGAACAAUUCGGGAAAUUCAUCGGCUGCAUCGACUAGCUCAGCCGGCUCAGGGCUCGAUCAUUGGGUAUCGAAGAUGCCUCCUUUCUAUUUCAACAAUAAGACUAAUAACAAUGUUACGAACAACAAUCAAAGUAAAUCGCAGGAAGUUUUGUGUCAAGAUAAAAUCGUCGAGGAAAAGAACAUGACGAAUUUCAACAGAGGGUGUCGCAACUAUGCUACUUUGCAACCCAAGAAGAGGAACGUUGCGACAGAGACAGAUAUUGGUCAGAUCGACCAUUACUCAGACGAUGAAGCACCUUGUAGAAGAGAAUGGGCCUCACCGAAACCUAUCCGGAAGAUGUCGUCUAUCACGUUAACGCCCCACGUACCGCAGUCCACGAUAAUUCACAGUGCCAGUAGUGAUCCAGACACAACGAUAAUACACGAGUCGACGUUGUAACACACAAUUUAAGCCAGAUUCAAUCUGGCUCGAGCAACGCUCAAUGUAUAGUGCCUGGAACAUGGUGUGUGGACGAUCAACAGACAACAGUUAGAACUGAAAAGACGAUUGCUCGCAAAAGUUAGAUCCAUUCGCGUUUCGUAUCGAACAAUCGAUAUACGUAGUCCAUUUAGAAGAGAAUUACAAAAAUUUCAGUCCGAAUUUGUACGUAUGAUUUUCUUUUGUAUUAGGCAUCAGCCGAGAAAGAUAUGUCAAGAGCCUCUCUACAACGUCUCUUCUUAAAAAUAAAAAAAAAAACAAAUCGCUACUUUCGACGAACAUUUUCGAGGAACGAAAAACGAAGCUCGAGACAUUAAUGAUUUUUUUGUAUUUAUAAAGUGUUUAUAUACAAAUCGCGUGAAUUGUAUUGUACAUUGUAGUUAUUAGAAAAGACUUUUUAAGAAAUGGACAAAUGUUCUAUUCAGUAUCAAGAGCUACGAAUCCCUCAUGUACGAAUCGUCUAUUGUUGAUACUUAGAUUUUCAACGCAAUAGAUAUCCAAUAUCCUACAUAUGUCCAGUAAGAAUGUACGUGUGUCAAAGAAACUUUGUGCGCGACCCUCACCCUUUUUCAAACCUGCAUGCGUCGCGUCACGAUGAAACAAUGACAAUAACUGAAUCCUGGACGUCCAUCAGGAUUCACGUAUUAAAGUGAUUUCGUUCCCAAUAAAUGGUUCUUACUUG